Colletotrichum navitas is the source of this 912-nucleotide messenger RNA. Its product is annotated as nicotinate-nucleotide diphosphorylase. The transcript has 2 exons. Gene Ontology annotation, molecular function: nicotinate-nucleotide diphosphorylase (carboxylating) activity. The record is from RefSeq and is a predicted model, not a curated record. Gene Ontology annotation, cellular component: cytoplasm. The coding region runs from base 1 to 912 and encodes 303 amino acids. Gene Ontology annotation, biological process: NAD+ biosynthetic process; quinolinate catabolic process. NCBI's taxonomy places the organism in Eukaryota, Fungi, Ascomycota, Sordariomycetes, Glomerellales, Glomerellaceae.
AUGGAAGACGUCCCGCUCGAGCACGGCUCGCCGGCGCACCUUCUCCCACCGAGCUGGAAGACCCAGGUCACGGCCUGGCUGGCCGAGGACACGCCCACGUUCGACUACGGCGGCUUCGUCGUCGGCAACGACGCGCGCACAGCGACGCUCUGGGGCAAGUCGGGCGGCAUCAUCGCGGGCCGGCCGUUCGUCGACGAGGUCUUUGCGCAGUGCGGCUGCGCCGUCGAGUGGCACGUCAAGGAGGGCUCGCACGUCGAGCUGCGCGGCCACGGCGCCUCUCCCAAGGGCAAGAUGCGCGUCGCGACCGUCACCGGCCCCGCGCGCGGGAUCCUGCUGGGCGAGCGGGUGGCGCUCAACACCCUGGCGCGGUGCUCUGGCGUGGCGAGCAUGACGCGGGGCAUGCUGGUGAACCUCCGCGCCGCCGGCUACGCCGGCGUCCUCGCCGGCACGCGCAAGACGACGCCCGGGUUCCGCCUGGUGGAGAAGUACGGCAUGCUCGUCGGCGGCGCCGACGCCCACAGGAUGGACCUGAGCUCCAUGAUCAUGCUCAAGGACAACCACGUCUGGAGCAAGGGGAGCAUCACCAACGCCGUCAAGGCGGCCAAGAGCGUCGGCGGCUUCAGCCUCAAGGUCGAGGUCGAGGUGCAGACCGAGGACGAGGCGGACGAGGCCAUCGCCGCCGGCGCCGACGUCGUCAUGCUGGACAACUUCACCGGCGAGGGCGUCAAGGUCGCCGCCAAGAGCCUCAAGACUAAGUGGGCGGGCAAGAAGCACUUCCUGGUCGAGGUCUCGGGCGGGCUGACGCUGGAAAAUGUGGAGGACUACGUAUGCAAUGAUGUGGACAUUCUUUCAACGAGCGCCAUCCACCAGGGCGUGCCGCACGUCGAUUUCUCGCUCAAGGUCGAGCACUAG